AUGGGGCCCUGGUCGACUCGAGGCCCUCCUCCGCCUCAGCCUCUGCUUCCCGAGAGUCGGCAAGGCGAGGCGGGUCAGGGGAGAGUGAGAACGGCGAAGGGACGAGAGGAGGCGAAGGAGCGGGAGAAGGACAACAGAGAACGCGAGGGCGGAGACGGCAAAGACCGACGGAGGGACACAGACAAAGAGAGAGAACGCGGCAGAGGCCGGGGCAGCGACAGAGGGGAUCGCGGGAAUGCCGGUCGAGACGGCAGUCGCGAUGGCGAGAAGGACCGUCGGGACGAUAAGGAAAAGGAGAGGAAGAAGAGCCGCCGUGACGAGUCCGAGGAGAGCGACCGUGAAUCGACAGGUCGUUCACGGAGCAAGGAUCGGUCGAGUCCUCGCCACCGACGCGACAAAAGAAAAAGGGAAGAGACGAAGGAGCGAGAAGCGUCGCACAAGAACGAGACGUCGCGUCGUCACCACUCUGCUUGUUCUGCGGAUUCGCACGCGUCGAUCAACAAGUCCCGCGAGAGGUCGCAGGAAAGGAAGUCGUCCAAGCACAGACACUCCAGUCGCGACCGAAGAGCGAAAAAGCAUCGCCACCACAGCGGAAGGCGCCGCCGGUCUCUGUCCGGUUCUGAAAGCCGCGAAUCGAGCAGCCGCAGCGCUUCCCCCCGUCGUGUAGUCAAAAACACGUCGGACCCGACGCGGAACUCCGAAAACGAUCCGUUCCCUGCGGACCUGCAGGGCCCGUGCUUCGUGAAGAUUUUGCCCCGCGCACGCGACCCUCCGGUCGUUCUCGGCAUCGACAACCGAGGCGUGCUGAAUCUCGCAAAGACGCACGGGUGCAAGCUGAAACUGUCGGCGGUCGCCGACCUGUACCCGCAAACCGAGCGUCGCUUUCUCCUCGUCUAUGGAGCCGAACUGGGGCCGUGCGUCGCCGCCCUCCAAGGCUGGGUGGCGAAGACUGCGGACGCGUCCGACUCGAAGCGCGGGGCAGAAAUCACCUUCCUAGUUCCAGACUCCGCCAUGGGCGCGGUGCGCGUGGCCACGGCGGAUCGAGGCAAGUCUCGGAAGAAGACCGCGCUUGCGGAUCUGCGGAAAGUGUGCGGCGCCCGCGUCAAGAUCUCGUCGCGGCGAGACAUGAAGAAGGCGCACGGCCGCGAACGCUGGAUCACGCUCCAGGGCUCGGUUGAGAGCGUCCAGGGCGGCGUCAAAGUCCUGGCGUCAGCGCUGCAAAGUUUUCCAGACUUGCGGGACUACAUGAAUAUCCAGUACGUGGAGUACACGCAGGAAAGACGAAGGCGGAAACGGUCGCCCUCGCCGCUCCCGACCAUUCCUCGAGUUGUGUUGCGCGAGCCGUCGAUGCCGAGUGCCACGGUCCCUGGCCUCCAGUUUCAGCGGGCGCUCCAGGGCGUCAGCGUGCAGGACGAGCUCGUGAAGAUCACCAAUUUGCGCGGGAUUCUCGACCCGACCACGCCGCAGAUGCGCGGACCGGCGUACGCGAAAAUCGUGAUAUCCGAUCUAGUCACGACGCUGCUCCUGGGGACGACGACGAAGGAGCCGAACCACUCGUGCCCGCUGCGCCUGAUUGAAGCGACCUUCAAGGUGGCGGCGAAGAUCAUGGAUCCGGAGAGUCCCGGCAUUCUCGAGCGCGUCCUUGUGCUGUCUGGCGAGCCGCCCGAAGUGGACAAAGCGACGCUGGCUGUUUUGGAGCAGGUUUACGCGGCCUGCAUCAUGGCGGGGCAACCGUCUCAGGUGACGUGGCGGAUGUGUGCGUCAAAUAGCGCCGCUUCGCUGAUUAUCGGCACGGGAGGCCACCGCGUGAAGCAGCUGCGGACGCUGAGCAACACGCGGAUCCAAAUCAAUACGCGGGACAACGUGCCCAACGUUGACCGGUUCGAGCGCGUGAUUGCGGUCACGGGGAGUUUCGACUCCGUCGUGAGCGUGACCAAGGCCAUGAUGCCCUUCAUGCAUGCAGACACGAACCACGCGUCGCACGUCCACCAGUGCUACGGCACAGGGCGGAAGCUGGAGAUGCCGGACUGGGUCGAGAACGUCGUUCACCGGGACGGCAUGAACGAAGAAGCCUGCCGCCAGCCGCCUCUGCCGGACACCCGCGAGGUCACUUUAGAGGGGACUUGCUUCAUGAAGCUGCUCAUCGACAACGGCCUAGCGAAUGCGCUGAUCGGGGAAAACAGCGCAAACAUCCAGCAGCUCUCCGAGCAAACCAAGUGCAACAUGAAAUUCGCGGACCCCGAGAACGUCUUCCCGGGCUGCCAAGGCGACCGCAUCCUCAUGAUGGCUGGCUCCGGCGACGCCAUGAAUGCUGCCACGAUCGCCGUCAUUGAAAAGUGCAAGGAAGUCCAUCCGAACCUGUCCUACGACCAAAUGUACGGGAAAGUGAUUAUCCCGCAAACGUGCUGCUCCGCCAUUGUAGGCCACGGCGGCCUGAAAAUCCGCGAAAUUCGAGAUGGAACUAUGACGCGCGUCGAAAUUUCAAAGAAAGGCAUCAUGACGUCCGAACGACUCGUGACCAUCUUUGGUAUGCCACAAGGUGUACAUACAGCCCUCAUCACCGUCUGCGGUCUCAUCCAGUUCGACCCCGCCGUCCGAGCCCUCCUCGAAGUCGUUUAUCCGCCGGAGGCACUUGAACAGCAGCGAAAACUCGAGGAAGAACGCCUCUCUGCGAAUGUCAUCGGCGCCGUCAUGGAGGGUGUCAACGCAGUCAUCAGCAAAGUUGGAGGAGACGAAGCUGCUGAAGCCGCUCUCAGGAAACUGCAGGAAAUGCAACGGGCAGCAGUUCUUGCAGCGGGAGAAACGGCUCCAGAAACCUACGACUUCCGGGGGCCUCUUGGGCCGAUGGGCCAGACGCGACAUGACAUCGCGGCAGGCCCUGACUACUCUGCUGGGAUUUCUUUCGUGCCCGCCUCUGGCGGCGGCCUCAAACCGUCGCUUCCAGGACAAAGCUUGUUUCCCUUCCCGCCUCCUCCUCCUGGGGUGCCGCCGGGAAUCCUGCCCGCCGACGGACCUGCAGUUCCUCUCCCGCCUGAGCCUCCUGUCUCUUCUGGUCUGUCACGGCAGGAGCUGAGACAGAAAAUUCUCGACGCCUCUCUCAAUCGUGCAGCGACUGCAGCUGAGGCGCUUCGGAGUGUCGCGCCUGGGUAUGCAAAUGCCUUGGACGACGGCGAUCUGGAGGAAGAUCCUUCUCUCGCCGGCCUCAUGGAUGAAAAAUUCUAA
Messenger RNA from Neospora caninum, 3222 nucleotides. RefSeq names its product putative KH domain-containing protein. Gene Ontology annotation, biological process: regulation of gene expression. NCBI's taxonomy places the organism in Eukaryota, Apicomplexa, Conoidasida, Eucoccidiorida, Sarcocystidae. The transcript has 2 exons. The record is from RefSeq and is a predicted model, not a curated record. Gene Ontology annotation, molecular function: mRNA binding. Bases 1 to 3222 code for a protein of 1073 amino acids. Gene Ontology annotation, cellular component: cytoplasm; nucleus.